Molecule: messenger RNA, 489 nt
Organism: Iphiclides podalirius (scarce swallowtail)
Lineage: Eukaryota; Metazoa; Arthropoda; Insecta; Lepidoptera; Papilionidae
Source: the annotation of a GenBank genome assembly
AUGAAAUCACAAACGAGCGAUUACAGUGGGACGUUGUGCGGUGUAGGGGUAGGUCGCGGCACUUAUCGGCGGAGCAGCAGAGACGGAUAUCGGAGAGGCACGGGCAUCGGAUGCGACACAAUCAUACGAACGCAAACUCAACCGGGCGAUGUUAAGAACGCGGUACGUGGAAGGAGAGAGUGUUGGGUUCGCUUCCCGUGGGCCGCGGCCCGGGAGCCCAUUGGUCGGCCCGUGAAUAAAAGUGGAUCGGAUGCGCCGAUCGGCGGCUGCGCGCCCCCCUCCCCCCUCCCCGCGCCCCCUCCGUUCGCUACACGGGGGGGGCGGGCCGGGGGGGGGCGGGGGGGGGCGGGGGGGGGGGAGCGGGGGGGGGGGGGGGGGGGAGGCGGCGGGGGGGGGGUAGGGUCUCCGUCCCCCCGCCCCAGCGCGGAGUGCGCGGGGCUGCGCGUGCGCAGAGCGUCGCGCAGCGCCAGUGUCCGCUCGACCGCCGCG